Molecule: messenger RNA, 1773 nt
Organism: Anopheles darlingi
Lineage: Eukaryota; Metazoa; Arthropoda; Insecta; Diptera; Culicidae
Gene: Non2
Product: nucleolin
Exons: 2
Coding region: 197-1090 (297 amino acids)
Cellular component (GO): nucleus
Source: RefSeq, a predicted model, not a curated record
UUCCGCAAAAAAUUGGACGCCGCGGAUCUCGAGCCCCGAACUCGGACGCCUGAACGCGCCGAGGCUUUGUUGUUGGUGGAAGCCAAGCACGAGGUCCCGCAGGAUUACAACAAAACUCUAGUUGAAACUGGUUUAAUUCGACGAGAUAUUUCCUACUCACGGAUUUUAUUCAUAAAAUCCGCCCACCUGCUACAAGAUGUCCGUCAAUCCGUCGAAGGAAGAACUGCGCGCCGAGAUUCGGGUCAUCUUGAAAGAUGCCAAUCUAGAGGAAACGGCGGUGAAAAAGGUGCGGAUGCAGUUGGAGAAAAAUCUGAGCUGCGACCUGUCCACCCGAAAGAAGGAAGUGGACGAUCUCGUCAUGGAGUACGUCAAUUCACAGGCCUCGUCGGGCGAGGAGGAGGAGGACGACGAGGACGAUAAGAAGGGAAGAGGUAAGAAGGGAGCCAAAUCCAACAAGAGCAGCGACUACGAGGAGGAAGACGACGAGGACGAGGAGGAGGAAGACGACGACGACGAUGAUUAUUCCGAGGAUGAGAAACCGAAGGGCCGCAAGAGUGGCGGUAAGCGGGGAACGCCGGCAAAGCGGGGCCAAGCCGCCAAAAAGAAGAAGAGACAAAACUCGGACAGCGAGGAUAACUCCGGUUCGGAUGACGAUGAAGAUGAGGAAGAGGGCAGCGAUGAGGACUACAGACCACAGAAGGGAGCGCAGGGUGCAAAGGGAGGCAGUAAGGGCAAGAAGCGUAAGAACGAUUCGGAGUCCGACUCGGACGAGGAUUGGAAGCAGGCGAAAAAACCCAAGGCAAAGGGGAAGGCGGCUGCCGGAGGGGCCAAAAAAGGUGGUGCUCGUGGUACGGGGUACACUCGCCCGUACACGUUGUCCGCCGAUCUGGCGGCGCUCUGUGGUGCCGAGUCAUUGCCGCGCCACGAGGUAGUGAAGAAGAUCUGGACCAUCAUCAAGGAGCGCAAUCUGUAUGAUCCGAAGAACAAGCAGUUUGCGAUCUGUGAUGCCGAAUUGCAAAAGGUGAUCGGCGUGAAGCGGUUCCGCACGUUUGGCAUGCUCAAAUAUUUAAAGCCACACUUCAAGGACUAGAACGAUGCCUGGCACCUGAAGGUAUCGGAGUAAGAAAUCAUGAUAACACUAUUGUAGGUCACUAUCAUGAUAACACUAUUGUAAGCUUCGGCAGCGCACUAGGCCGGAAGAUACACAUAUAUUUCUUCUUAGAUUCCCGGGACGAGUCCGAUUGGCGAGACCCACUUUCAACACGACGACUAGAGAUUCUCGAUAAGAUAAUAGCAUUAUUUGUACUGGUAGAUAUAAAUAGAUCGGAUGGUAAACAGUCGUAUCAACAGCACAGGAUACAGGAUCAUUCUCAAGCACUGGACGUUCUCUUUUACUCGUAAGAAUUCCUCGUUUCCUAAUAACACUCCAGCUGCGUCGAAUGGAACCGAUAGAAUGGCUUCUAAUGUAAACCAAACCAAUCCGAAAGAAGAAACAAGAAUAGACCACCAUUCGUAGGGGGUGAAGGAACCCAAGAUGAUGAUAGCAAGAAGCAUGCGUAAUUUCGAUUCAAUUCGUCAAAUGAAAUCAGUUGCCAUCGACACAAUUCCGUAAGCUCUACAACGCAGAUAUCCCCAAAUGGAUGUUGAACGUAAAAUAUAAUAAGAAACAAUCUUUAAAAUGUUCGAACCACUGAAUGUAUACAGCGCCACUUACUACUGACAAGUACACACAAUUUUAAGCUAAAUAAACUGUAACUGGUGAACAUAUUUUGA